AUGGAAAUAGUCUGGGAGGUGCUUUUUCUUCUUCAAGCCAAUUUCAUCGUCUGCAUAUCAGCUCAACAGAAUUCACCAAAAAUCCAUGAAGGCUGGUGGGCAUACAAGGAGGUGGUCCAGGGAAGCUUUGUUCCAGUUCCUUCUUUCUGGGGAUUGGUGAACUCAGCUUGGAAUCUUUGCUCUGUGGGGAAACGGCAGUCGCCAGUCAACAUAGAGACCAGUCACAUGAUCUUCGACCCCUUUCUGACACCCCUUCGCAUCAACACUGGGGGCAGGAAGGUCAGUGGGACCAUGUAUAACACCGGGAGACACGUGUCCCUCCGCCUGGACAAGGAGCACUUGGUCAACAUAUCAGGAGGGCCCAUGACAUACAGCCACCGGCUGGAGGAGAUCCGGCUACACUUUGGGAGCGAGGACAGCCAAGGGUCAGAACACCUCCUCAAUGGACAGGCCUUCUCUGGGGAGGUGCAGCUCAUCCACUAUAACCAUGAGUUAUAUACAAAUGUCACAGAAGCUGCAAAGAGUCCAAAUGGAUUGGUGGUAGUUUCUAUAUUUAUAAAAGUUUCUGAUUCAUCAAACCCAUUUCUUAAUCGAAUGCUCAACAGAGAUACUAUCACAAGAAUAACAUACAAAAAUGAUGCAUAUUUACUACAGGGACUUAAUAUAGAGGAACUAUAUCCAGAGACCUCUAGUUUCAUCACUUAUGAUGGGUCGAUGACUAUCCCACCCUGCUACGAGACAGCAAGUUGGAUAAUAAUGAACAAACCUGUCUAUAUAACCAGGAUGCAGAUGCAUUCCUUACGUCUGCUCAGCCAGAAUCAGCCAUCUCAGAUCUUUCUGAGCAUGAGUGACAACUUCAGGCCUGUCCAGCCACUCAACAACCGCUGCAUCCGCACCAACAUCAACUUCAGUUUACAGGGGAAGGACUGUCCUAAUAACCGAGCACAGAAGCUUCAGUAUAGAGUAAAUGAAUGGCUCCUUAAGUAG
Cynocephalus volans (Philippine flying lemur) is the source of this 987-nucleotide messenger RNA. It is a transcript of the gene CA10, whose product is annotated as carbonic anhydrase 10. Lineage: Eukaryota; Metazoa; Chordata; Mammalia; Dermoptera; Cynocephalidae. The transcript is spliced from 9 exons. The record is from RefSeq and is a predicted model, not a curated record. Bases 1 to 987 code for a protein of 328 amino acids. Gene Ontology annotation, molecular function: zinc ion binding; carbonate dehydratase activity.